Molecule: messenger RNA, 6539 nt
Organism: Neolamprologus brichardi
Lineage: Eukaryota; Metazoa; Chordata; Actinopteri; Cichliformes; Cichlidae
Gene: insra
Product: insulin receptor a
Biological process (GO): positive regulation of MAPK cascade; glucose homeostasis; positive regulation of kinase activity
Cellular component (GO): insulin receptor complex; plasma membrane; axon
Molecular function (GO): phosphatidylinositol 3-kinase binding; insulin receptor activity; ATP binding
Source: RefSeq, a predicted model, not a curated record
UAAGCUCCAGUCCGUAUUUCCCCUCAAGCCCAUCUGGCUCACUGGCAGGGUUUGUUUACUGGCGGAGGGGCUGGGAAGAAGGGGAUCCUACAGGACCAGGGAGACUCUACAACCUACCUCUGUGUGUGGAAGAAGAAGAAAAGGAAAAAAACAACUAUAAACUCCGAUAAACCUACUUUCCUCUCGUUUAGAUACACACUUUUGACCGUAGCGGGCCGCCGUGCAGUGCACGGAGCACAAGUUGGAGCGUGUAUGUGAAUUUCUUUUCUUUUUUUAAAUUCCCAAACAAAAACAAAAAAGGAGAGUGGUGCUUCUGCUUCUGAGCUGCGACGAAGUCUGCGCUGUCAGCCUUUCGGAGAGCGGAGUGUUGCUGAAAUAUCUGCACGGACUGUGGAGGAAGUUUUCCAGCCUAGCCGACAAAAUUCACAACACAAACAUGAAAACUGGGCUGUUUUUUGCUCGCUGUGGGACUUGAUGGGAUUUUUCUUCUUUUUUUUCUGUCUCUCUAUCUCGCUCCCUCUUUUUUCACGCUAACGUUACGCCACGCAUGCCACAACCAUCGAGUCAGCAGCAAACGACUCCCCCUUUUUUAAAAAAAAAAAAAAAAAAUCCCUCUUAAUCACACUAAAGCUCGCUUUUAUUAAGAUUUUCGUGCAUGCAUCAUUUCUAUUUUUUGAGGAUGAAAUGCAUUGCAGCCGAGUGGCCACGCGUCGCAUUUGGUGAAGUUAAAAUUAACUGAGUGGGCUGCUGAAAAGCGGCGCAAACUUCGCUUGUGGCCUGAGCUGGAGUGGAGCAGGAGCCAGGCUAGCUAGCUCAACUGUAGCACCAGCGCUAACCAGCUUCUUCUCGGCUAGCGAGUCCGUUUUUGCACUUUUUUUUCACCGACACUGACACACAGCUGGGCCAGAAUAACAACCAAAAAGCACUUAAAGCCAUAAAAGAGCACCCACGCCCUGUGUUGGCGUUUGUUGAUGGUGGCGCCCCCCACCCCACAGUGAGGUGGCUAACUUUAGCAGCAGCAGUACUGCUAGCUUGUGUUUGACUGAACACGUUGGAGUCGUUCCUCCGCCCAUCUUCCGGGAUGUCUUUUAUUUAUUUUUGUUUACCUGUUGGCCCACGCCGCAAAACAAAACCAGUUUUCUGAAGGUACUUCUCUCUCUCUCAAGUCCGAGCUGUCCUGCUCGUCGGGAGGUUUUUCUUUUUAUAUUUUUCUGAUUUUCGACCGGGAGUAAGCGCUGCAUGGUGUCAGAUAUGUGGCUCCGGACUUUGCGUUUGGGGUUUGUUUUGACCGCAGUCUGCUUUAUGAUGAGCUGUCACCAAGCGAGUGCAGAGAUUUGUCCCAGCAAGGACAUCCGCAACAAUGUGACCAACCUGCGGACGCUUGAGAAUUGUACUGUGAUUGAAGGCCACCUGAAGAUCCUACUCAUGUUCAGGACCAGGCCUGAGGAUUUCAGAGGCAUAAGUUUCCCCAAGCUGACAGUCAUCACCGACUAUCUGUUGCUCUUCAGAGUUUACGGGCUAGAGAGCCUUAGCGAACUCUUCCCCAACCUGACGGUCAUCAGAGGCAACAACCUCUUCUUCAACUAUGCCCUGGUUGUGUUUGAGAUGCUCCAGUUGCGCGAGAUCGGCCUUCAUAGUUUGAUGAACAUCACCAGAGGAGCUGUGAGAAUUGAGAAGAACCCUGAUCUCUGCUAUCUCUCCACCCUGGACUGGUCCAAGAUCCUGGACUCGGUGGAGGACAACUACAUCGUGGCCAACAAGAAUGACAGAGAGUGUGGCGAUGUGUGUCCAGGGGCGGCAGUCGGAAAGACCACCUGUCAGACGACCACCCUCAAUGGGCACUUCAGUGAACGCUGCUGGACCCACAACCACUGUCAGAGAAUGUGUCCUGUUCAGUGCAAACAUCGGGCCUGCACUAAAGAUGACCAGUGCUGCCACAGCCAGUGCCUGGGCGGCUGCCUGGAGCCCAACUCAGCCAGUCACUGCGUGGCCUGCCGCGGCCUCCAGCACGAAGGUACCUGCGUGCAGCGCUGCCCAGAAAACCACUUCACCUACAAGGGCUGGCGCUGUGUCUCAUUCGAAUUCUGUCAGAAUCUGCACAACACAUGCAAGCGGGAGAAGGAGCACAGCAAGAGCACGGACUGCCGCGAAUACGUCAUCCACAACGGCGCCUGCAUCCCCGAGUGUCCCUCUGGUUACACGACCGUCAACUCCUCCUCGCUCAACUGCACUCCCUGCGCAGGGCUGUGCCCCAAGGUGUGUCUGGGUCUGAAAGUCGUGGACUCGGUCACUGCUGCCCAGGAGUUAAGAGGCUGCACCAUCCUCAACGGGAGCCUGGUCAUCAACCUGCGUGGAGGAAACAACAUAGCUGCUGAACUGGAGGCCAGUCUGGGCCAGCUGGAGGAGAUCACUGGCUACCUGACAGUGCGACGUUCCUACGCCCUCGUGUCCCUUUCGUUUUUCCGUAAACUCCGUGUUAUUCGUGGAGAGGAGCAGGAAAUCGGGAAUUAUUCCUUCUAUGCACUGGACAACCAGAACCUGCGGCAGCUCUGGGACUGGUCCAAACACAAGCUGACCAUCCAGCAGGGGCGCAUGUUUUUCCACUACAACUCCAAACUCUGCAUGUCUGAGAUCCGCAAGAUGGAGGAGGUGACGGGAACCAAAGAUCGGCAGGUCAAGAACGACAUCGCCUCCAAGACCAACGGAGACCAGGCUUCAUGUGAGAACCACGUGCUCAAUUUUACCCAGAUUCGAACCAUGAGCGAUAAGAUAAUGAUCAAGUGGCAACCUUUCUGGCCGAAAGACUUCAGAGACCUGCUGGGCUUCAUGGUGCUGUACAAAGAAGCACCGUUUCAGAACGUAACAGAGUUUGAUGGGCAGGACGCUUGCGGCUCCAACAGCUGGGUGAUCGCCGACGUGGACCCUCCACGCCGAGCCACAGACGGAGAAAAAGAACAGAUCGAACCGGGUCAUCUAAUCUUCCCCCUAAAGCCGUGGACGCAAUACGCCAUUAUGGUGAAAACCCAGCUCUCGGCCUCUGACGAGAACCAGGUCCACGGAGCCAAGAGCGAGAUCAUCUACGUCCGCACCAAUGCCACAAAACCGUCGGUACCGCUGGACCCCAUUUCUUCCUCCAACUCCUCCUCCCAGAUCAUCCUCAAGUGGAAACCUCCCAAUGACCCCAACGGCAACAUCACUCACUACCUGGUCUUUUGCCAGCGUCAGCCCGAGGCCAGCGAGCUUUACAAGUUUGACUACUGCCAGAAGGGGAUGAAGGUGCCAUCACGACUGCCCACUCAGGUGGACAGUGACGAGGAGCAGAAGUGGAACCAGACAGAGGAGCAGGGCCAGGGGACACGAUGUUGCGCCUGCCCUAAAACCGAAAAGGAGCUCAAGAAGGAAAAAGAGGACUCAGAGUACCGCAAAACCUUUGAGAAUUACCUACACAAUGAAGUCUUUGAGAUCAAACGCUCGAGAGACCGGCGUGAUCUGAAUGGCAUCGCCAACCGAACAUUUUCCUUCCUAACCACCGCACCAAGCCCUCGCGCGGGUACGAGCAUCCCCGAGGAUGAGGAAGCCUUUGAAAGCACCAAGACCGUGGUCACCGUCCAUGCCAAGGAGUCCACCAUUAUCUCCGGCCUGCGCCACUUCACCAGCUACCAGAUCGAGGUCCAUGCCUGUAACCACCCAACCGACCCGGCGCGCUGCAGCAUGGCAGCGUAUGUCAGCGCCCGCACAAUGCCUGAAGACAAAGCCGAUGACAUCUUGGGUCUCAUCAAAUGCGAGGUGACAGAGAAAACAGUACACAUCACCUGGAUGGAACCGCAAGCCCCGAAUGGGAUGAUCAUCCUGUAUGAGAUCAACUACAAGAAGCUGGGUGACUCUGAGGAGCUGCACUACUGCGUGUCGAGGAACAUGUACAAAGCGAGCCGCGGCUGCAGACUGAAAGUGAUGCAUCCUGGGAAUUACACGGUGAGAAUCCGGGCCACCUCACUGGCUGGGAACGGAUCAUGGACCGAGCCCACGUACUUCUACGUCGAGGAUCCAAGCGAUCCUCUGCAUGUCGUCAAGAUCGUCAUCGGGCCCGUCAUCUGCUUUGUCCUGGUGCUGUGUGUGGCUUUGGCAGGCUUCGUCAUGUUCAAGAAAAGUCAAACCCAAGGACCCAGCGGGCCCAUCUAUGCCUCUUCAAACCCCGAGUAUCUCAGCACUGAUGUGUAUGAGGAAGAUGAGUGGGAGGUGCCCAGGGAGAAGAUCGCCAUUUUGCGGGAACUGGGUCAAGGCUCCUUUGGCAUGGUCUAUGAGGGCAUUGCCAAGGACAUUGUCAAAGGCGAGGGUGAAACACGAGUAGCGGUGAAGACGGUGAACGAGUCGGCCAGCCUGCGGGAGAGAAUCGAGUUCCUGAACGAGGCCUCCGUCAUGAAAGCCUUCAGCUGCCACCACGUGGUGCGUCUGCUGGGUGUGGUGUCUAAGGGGCAGCCCACCCUGGUGGUGAUGGAGCUGAUGACCCACGGAGACCUGAAGAGCUUCCUGCGCUCUCUGCGACCUGACGCUGAGAAUAACCCUGGCCGUCCACCACCCACUCUGAAGGAGAUGAUCCAGAUGGCUGCUGAGAUUGCGGAUGGCAUGGCUUACCUCAACGCCAAGAAGUUUGUCCACAGAGACUUGGCAGCCAGAAACUGCAUGGUAGCUCACGAUCUUACAGUCAAAAUAGGAGACUUUGGUAUGACCAGAGACAUCUAUGAGACCGACUACUACAGGAAAGGAGGGAAGGGUCUGCUGCCCGUCAGGUGGAUGGCACCUGAGUCUUUGAAGGACGGCGUCUUCACUGCACAUUCAGACUGCUGGUCAUUUGGGGUGGUGCUGUGGGAGGUAAGCACGCUGGCUGAGCAGCCGUACCAGGGCAUGUCCAACGAACAGGUCCUCAAGUUUGUCAUGGAAGGAGGCUUCCUGGACCGGCCGGACAACUGCGCUGACAGACUACACAACCUGAUGCAGAUGUGCUGGCAGUACAACCCCAAGAUGCGUCCCACCUUCCAGGAGAUCAUCGAGAUGCUGCGGGAGGACCUGCAUCCAACCUUCCAGGAGGUCUCCUUCUUCUACAGCGAGGAGAACAAGCCGCCAGAGAGCGAGGAUUUCGACCUAGACAUGGAAAACAUGGAGAGCAUACCACUGGACCCCUCGUCGUACUCGCAGAGGGAGCAGUGUUUGGACAGGGACGAGGCCUCCUCCAUGGGCCUGAGGGGCAGUUACGAGGAGCAUCACAUCCCGUUCACACACAUGAAUGGGGGAAAGACCAACGGACGAAUACUGGCCCUACCACGGUCCAGCCCCUCCUAACAUACUGUACACAUCCCACACAAACUCAUUGAUGCUAUAGAUUUAAAUAUAUUUUUGUUGUUUUUGUUGUUUUAUAUAGCUCACACUCAAACACUCUCCUCAGCAGCCCCUCAGUGCAUAUCUCAGGACCUUAUUUUUCUCUUCAGAUGCCACAAACACACACUACAGCAAGUCCAAGCUCGGACGCCAGAAGACACUUUUUGUAUUUAAGGAUGAAUCUCCUGUGUCUCUCUUGUUCAUGAUUGUAGGUUAUAUACUGUAUAUAAAUAUAUAUAUAUUGCCAAGUUUGUGCUAGUCUGGGUGGAUAUUCGAUUCAACUGUGAAACAAACUCUUGACAAACAAGAAGGCUGCUAACCCCACUGACCCCCCACCCCUAAUUCUAGACUCCGUCUCCUCUCCCUUAUUUCAUCACAAGAGUUCAUCCCGAGUUUUUGGGGAAAAGAGAAAAAAAAAGUGCCCUUCUAUUUUGUCUGUGGCCUACAUCACACAUCAUGGAGCUGCGUCUGAAUCUUUGCACGCACACGAAGACGAACUGAAAAGGAAAGCUUCGGGAGCUCCCUGCUGGAUGGUCAGAAGCGGCCCAUCCUCGAACAAACUCUUAUUCACUGGAGAAGCUGGCUGAAGCAGCCUACCUCCUCACACUCUGCAGUAUUCCAAAAAAAGGCACACGGGAUACACACAGGACGUUUGUCGGGUUCUGUUUUUUAAUUUAUAUAAUGGUCUUUCUUUUUUGUUUUCUCCUUUUUCCCUACUUAUUUUUGUUUUGGAGUUUUCACACUUAUAGCUGAAGGAUAUUUAAACUGUUUUCAAAAAACACGUUGCCGAACGAGUUCCUCAGAUUGACCAAUAGCUGCUUCGUUGGUAUAUUUUAGUGGGUAUAGAAGAUAAAAAAAUAUAUAUAUAUAUAUAAAUGUUAUAUUGAUGUUUUUGUACAUAGUUGAUGUCAAUUUUGAGGUAUUUCCGGUCAUAGAAAAUGUUUUUACAUGUUAGUCUAUUACGUUUAUUUUUUCUAAUCCAGAAAAUCAUACUAAUUAGCUUUUUUGGACUCAUGAUCAACCAACAGCACUUGGUCUUUUUACUAUGUGAUCUAUGUGAUGCCCGGGGGAAGGAGUGUGUGGCGUCUUCAGCUUAAGAUGUUUGCCCGUCAUAUCAAGAUCAAAUAAAAUAGUGCUGUAAAUAAUGCAGCGAGAUGCAUUUGUGA